AUGGCCGACAUCGCUGCACCCCCCAUGGCCGUGGACUCGACAGGCAUGCCCCCGGUCAUCGCCCCUGCCCCCGUCGCCGCCCCUCCCGACCUCGCUGCACUCGCGCCCGCCGCCCCGGCAGAGGAGACGGCGACGGAGACGCUGUACAUCCAGAACCUGAACGAGAAGAUCAAGCUGCCGGUGCUCAAGGCGUCGCUCCGCGGGCUCUUCAAGAGCUACGGGGAGGUGCUCGACGUCGUCGCGCACUCGAACCUGCGCAUGCGCGGGCAGGCGUUCGUGUCGUUCGAGAGCCCCGAGAUCGCGAAGAAGGCGCUGAAGGAGGUCAGGGGGUUCCCGCUGUACUCGCGGCCGAUGCAAAUAUCGUUCGCAAAGACACGGUCGGACGCGGUGGUGCAGAAGCUGGACGAGGACGGGCUGGAGACGCACAAGGCGAGGAGAUUGGAGCACAAGAAGGCGACCCGCUACACGAACCCCAUCAAGCGGAAAUACCGCCAGAAGCGUCUCGCCGCAGACGCCGAUGGUGCCGGUGCGGUUCCCACCGCGAAGCGGCCAAACGUCCAGAUGCCGGACGAGUACCUGCCGCCGAACAAAAUCCUGUUCUUGCAGAACCUGCCCGAGACGGUCACCAAAGACCAGCUCAUGGGCCUCUUCUCGCAGUACCCCAACCUCCACGAAGUCCGUCUCAUCCCGACGAAGAAGGACAUCGCCUUCGUCGAGUAUUUGGACGAGGGCAGCGCGACGGUGGCCAAGGACGCGUUGCACAACUACAAGCUCGAUGGCGAGAACAAGAUCAAAAUCACUUUCGCAAGGAAGUAA
Epithele typhae is the source of this 816-nucleotide messenger RNA. Its product is annotated as RNA-binding domain-containing protein. The transcript is spliced from 6 exons. The coding region runs from base 1 to 816 and encodes 271 amino acids. Gene Ontology annotation, molecular function: U1 snRNA binding. Gene Ontology annotation, biological process: mRNA splicing, via spliceosome. The record is from RefSeq and is a predicted model, not a curated record. Gene Ontology annotation, cellular component: U1 snRNP. Lineage: Eukaryota; Fungi; Basidiomycota; Agaricomycetes; Polyporales; Epitheliaceae.